AUGACUUCAUCAAGAUCGAAGAGCCAGAUCCUCGAUCUGAAGGCUGCCAACUACGAACAUGAUACCCAAAAAAGCGUCUUCUUCGUGAGCAAUGUGCACUGUGCGUCAUGUAUAGCAUAUGUCACCGAAGUGCUUUCUGAAAUCUCCACCGUCACUGAGAUCGAAGUCACGAUCUUGACCCAUGAAGUCCGUGCCAGUCACAGCGCUACAGUUCGACCGACCGUCCUAGUAAACGCAUUAAUCCACGCCGCAUUUGAAGUACAAUAUGUAACGACCUUCAACCAGCGAGGAGCGCUCGUCUCGGAACUCGAUACUUCCGCUUGGAAUUACCGCGGCUCAGCGUUGUUCUCCACACCACGCAACUCGGUUUCUAGUAUAUCAUCGAAUAUCAAAGAGCGAAUUCAGGCUAGCAGACAUAAACGACAUAUUGCCAAUUGUGAUGCCUGCAGAAAAGAAGAACAUGAGAACACUUCUCCUCAUUCUUCUCGAAUAGAGCUGCGAUCUUUGGCCGAGAAGUCUUCACACGCUGGCUAUCGUCGGACAAGCAAGGGCCACGAGCGCGAUAUCUCUACCACAAAGCUUAAGCCAACGCCAGAGAAUGCUGCACAGGAGACAGCUUCGGUUGUCUCCUGCGAAACACGAGUGGAACGUGGCGUGCUUUCUCCAGAACAGCCUAGUCCAAGCCCUCAACCGAUUGAUGAAUUCACGGUACGGAUCAGCAUUGGAGGAAUGAGUUGUGCAUCAUGCGCCAACAGCAUUACGACCGAAGUUCAACAACUCGACUUCGUGAAAGAGAUCACAGUGAACCUUCUCACCAAUAGCGCCACGUUGACUUAUACUGGACCCAGAGACAAUGUCCACAAGAUUAUCGAACAAAUCGAUGAAAUCGGAUUCGAAGCAUCACUCGACGAGGCGAAUCCGAUUCCUAAAGCCUCGACUCCUACAGAGUCCACCGAAAUCUAUACCAGCGAGAUUGCGAUCACUGGCAUGACGUGUGGCUCUUGUAGCGGGACAGUGACUCGCGGGCUCGAAGAGCUGCCGUUUAUUCGAGACGUCUCUGUCAACUUGCUUUCACAUAGUGGAAGGGUUGAGUUCGAAGGCCGGGACAAUCUUGAUAAAAUCAUAGAGAAGAUUGAAGACCUAGGAAAAUCUCCAUUCCGCCCAGUCCAGGACAAUUUCUAUCCGAGUUGA
Penicillium canescens is the source of this 1191-nucleotide messenger RNA. RefSeq lists its product as uncharacterized. Gene Ontology annotation, cellular component: membrane. The coding region runs from base 1 to 1191 and encodes 396 amino acids. Gene Ontology annotation, biological process: copper ion homeostasis. Gene Ontology annotation, molecular function: P-type divalent copper transporter activity; copper ion binding. The transcript has 2 exons. The record is from RefSeq and is a predicted model, not a curated record. Lineage: Eukaryota; Fungi; Ascomycota; Eurotiomycetes; Eurotiales; Aspergillaceae.